Molecule: messenger RNA, 2385 nt
Organism: Physcomitrium patens
Lineage: Eukaryota; Viridiplantae; Streptophyta; Bryopsida; Funariales; Funariaceae
Molecular function (GO): S-adenosylmethionine-dependent methyltransferase activity
Source: RefSeq, a predicted model, not a curated record
UUUAUUUAUAACACUUAUUUUGUAGAAUCGAAACAGACUCAUUUAGUGCUUUUGCGGAGGCACAUCAUAAACCUUUUUCAAUCUCUCUAUAUCUAUUCCUAAAUCAAUCACUUUCUCUAUGUGAAUAAAUCCCCACACUCAACCUGCAAAUGAAUAUCCAUUCACAGUGAUAUUGUACAGCCAACAAGUGAAUGGCCAUGACCUAAUUCAUCAUCUCUCCUGUUACACCACUGGCAAAGACCAAGAGUGGACUAGUAAUUGUGAGGUUUGAUAAUUGAAAAUAAAAGAUUAGCGGUUGAGCCAUGUCACCAGCUACGUGUGUAAAGAAAACAGCUUUGUAAUGCAACGACAAUGAGCCCUAAUUUUUAAUUUCGGUUACAAUGGGGACUUGUUGUCCUCGGACUAUAGUUGUCAGCACUCAUCACUCUCUUUCGAUCACAGCUACUUUUGCACUUUCGAGUCACCAUGAUUCGUCCAUCUGUGGGUCGUCGUCGUCUGAGUUUUGCUCUUGUUUUUGCUCUUCUCUUGACAUCUCUCUUCCUCGUCUUUCCAUUCCAUUUGUUUUACCAGAGUACAUCGAUGUCCUGGACCAGUUUAGCACAUAACCCUGGCGACAAUUUGCACUCACUCACUGACUUCUUUUCAGGGUCCGAUGGGCUCCGAGCCCGCCAUCGUUUCCGUUCGUACGAAGAGUAUCUUCAGCUACAACUCAACAAAACCCUCAACGCGAAGUUGCGUGAGGUGUGGAAAACCGUCGACUGGCGUCGUAAAAUCAAUGUGUUCUCUUCCAUUUUCCGGUGGCAUGUAGAUCAAGGUCUGGUGAAACCUGGCCAGAAGGUUGUGUGCAUUGGAGCACGGAUGGGACAGGAAGUCGUGGCUUUCAAAGAAGUCGGGGUCGCGGAUGUCAUUGGUAUCGACCUCGUUCCUGCGCCGCCACUGGUGCUUCGUGGAGACUUUCAUAAGCAUCCCUUCGCAAACAGCACGUUUGAUUUUGAGUUUUCGAAUGUUUUCGAUCACGCCUUGUUUCCGAAACUCUUUGUCUCGGAGAUCGAGCGAACUCUCAAGCCUGCUGGUGUAGCGGUACUGCACGUUGCACUUUUCACCCGACCAGACAAGUUUUCAGUCAUCGAUCUGCACUCUGUCGAUGCCCUUCUUGCCCUGUUCAAAAACUCGGACGUCAUCCACAUCCGUCGCGUUGAUGGUUUUGGAUUGGACACCGAAGUGGCCAUGCGGAAGAAAAGCAGGAACAAUGCAAGAGCUGCGAGUAAUUGCUUCAUAACUAAGUCGAAGGCGGACGUUUUAAAACUCGCAGAACCCCUGGUUCUGUCGGAGCCGAAGAAACCCUGGAUCGCUUCCAAGAGCAGCCUUAGAUCCAUGAAAUACCUUCCAUCACUCACUGACAUCAGACAUCACAGACGAUAUAUCUACGUCGACAUCGGGUCCCGGAACUACGGCUCCAGCAUAGGCAACUGGUUCCAAAAAGCAUACCCAAAGCAAGGCCACAACUUCACAAUCUACGCAAUCGAGGCAGACAGCACAUUCCGACACUCUUACUCAAACCACCCAGAGGUGAACUUCAUGGCAUACGCCGCGUGGAUCAGGAACGAGAGCUUGAGCUUCGGAAGCGACAUGGAUCGAAACGGGUGUGGGCAUCGGGGAGGAAUGGGCCGAAUUCAGUAUUCUCCAAGAGUGUCCCAGAAGUCAUCGUGGCUGGAUAGAUGCGACCAUCGCGCGGAGGUACAGGGACUGGAUGUGUCGGAAUGGAUUCGAAGCAUGGUCCGAGAGGAAGAUUUCCUUGUGGUGAAGAUGGACGUCGAGGGAGCGGAGACUGAUCUGGUGCCGAAGAUGGUCGACACUGGCGCCAUUUGCCUAGUUGAUGAGCUCUUUCUGGAGUGCCACUACAAUCGAUGGCAGCGUUCGUCCCCGCACAGAUCCCCCAAGUAUAACCGCACCUAUCAAGAUUGUGUGUCUUUGUUUCGAUCUCUGCGCCGCCGUGGUGUGCUUGUACAUCAAUGGUGGUGAUCGCCUUCGUUCCGGGCCACGGAUAUGGACGCUGCUUCUCAUCGUAGUUUCUGAUGAAGCUUCGUGGCUACGUAGUAUCGUGAUCCUAAACCAGAAGUUGGACUCAACAAAUUGGUUUUCCAAUUAGGGUUUUCUAUUAAUGCCAAAAUAUGACAGACAGUGUAAUCAAUAUAAUUUGUAUCUUCAAUACAAAUAUUCGUGUGGUUUUCAUUAAUGCCAUUUGAAAUGAAAUUCUAAUCCUUACGUGAUUAGUAGCACCUUGGAUAUUUACGGCACUAUUCAAGAUUCUAAGCAUGACCUCCCUACUCUACUUGUAGUUACAGUAUCAACAAUAAAUAUAAAAAUAUGUUAUUACUCAAGCUA